AAACAGACAAAAUAACAGCUCACCAGGUCGCUAUAAUAACUUGCUCAGGAUUGGUUUUAAUUACACUUUACUAACGGGGUUCAUCUUUGGCGUUUUUUUUGUUGUUGUUGUAUUUUUUCACUUUGCUCAGUUUGCUACCUUAAAUAAAGAAAGGACUUCUGCUGCUAGCGAGAGGCUAAAAACAAUUAGCAGACAAAGUCCAGCGUUGCUCGGACAGCAUGUGAACAAGAAACAUUGGCACAUGUGAAGUGUCCAGCACUAAAGGCAGACUACUAGAUAGUUUGUUGUCAGUCACACUGUUUGCCAGCGACCCCAGGACCAGUGGACAGAGCUGCGGACGGUAUGUUUCCCUUAGACUCACCGUGGAACAUCUCUUUCGCAGGUUGCGGCUUCCUCGGCAUCUACCACAUCGGAGUGGCGAGCUGCCUGCUGGAUCAGGCGCCUUUUCUGGUCAAACAUGCCCGGCACAUAUAUGGAGCAUCGGCAGGAGCUCUCACCGCCACCGCUCUGGUCUCUGAAGUAUGUCUUGGAGAGACUGGUGCAAGCAUCAUCCAGGUUGCCAAAGAGGCGAGGAAGCGAUUCCUCGGACCAAUGCAUCCCUCCUUUAACCUGGUGAAGAUUGUGCGACACAUGCUGCACCGCACUCUUCCAACUGACUGCCACCACCAGGCCAGCGGGCGGCUGGGAAUCUCUCUGACAAGAGUUACAGACGGAGAAAAUGUCCUGGUGUCCCACUUUAACACCAAGGAGGAGGUGGUGCAGGCAUGUAUCUGCAGCGCCUACAUCCCAGUCUACUGUGGCCUCAUUCCUCCUACACUGCAAGGAGUGCGAUAUGUUGACGGAGGAAUCUCGGACAACUUGCCUCAGUAUGACCUAAAAAACACCAUCACUGUGUCCCCGUUCUCUGGAGAGAGUGACAUCUGUCCCCAAGACACCUCAACUAACAUCCAUGAGCUGCGUUUCACCAACACAAGCAUCCAGUUUACCCUCACCAACCUCUACAGAGUUUCCAGGGCGCUUUUUCCUCCGGAUCCCAUGGUUAUGAAGGCCAUGUGUAAACAGGGAUAUAAAGAUGCUCUACACUUUUUAAAGAAGAAUGGAUUGUUCAAUGUCAAUGGGCCCUACAGAGACAGACCCCUGCUUGCUAAUGAAGAUGAAAAUGAGGAUUUUGAUGAAGUUGAAGAUGAGGAUGAUACUAAAAGUGAAGAGGAAGACAAGCCACACGUAGAAGCGAAAUCAGUGAUGUUUCUUGCCAAGUCCUCACCAGAGGAGCACAUCAUCGAAUGCCUCCCACCUAAACUGCACAAAGCUCUGGUCGAGGCCUGCAUGGAGAGGAGGAGUCUGGUGCAGUCGCUAGGCAACCUGCUUCCUGUCAGGAUGGCCUCAGCCAUGAUGCUUCCCUACACUCUCCCUCUGGAAUCUGCCAUGUCCUUGACUCUCAGACUUCUGGAGUGGCUGCCAGAUGUGCAGGAAGAUGUGGGGUGGAUUCGAGAACAGAUCAUGAAAAUCCUGCAGCAUGCUCUUCGCCACACCUCCAGAAGUAUUUCUCGGAAUGUAUCAGCCAGGUUGUUCUGCCAGCUGGAGCUACACCACUACCAGGCCCUCCCAUCCCGGUUCAGCUCCACUAGCCUGUUUCCCACCUGGGUGAAUGGAAGCGGUUCUUCAGUCCAGGACGUCUUCGUACGUCUCGACCACUACAAGAAGCAGCUGCUGUCUGGAGUCCUCUGUAUCAACAUGGACCUGCAGGGCUCCUUCAAAACUGGAGCUACGUCACCAGACGGCAGCCUGCCACCUAGUCCCUCGCAACAAGGCCUCGUGAUGCGCAGUCUUAAUAUUCCACAAGAUUCCAACUCUGGAGAAACUCUGACUGUCUCCUAAGAGCUUCUGAUAGGCUUCUGUUACUGCAGCACUGAUACUUAUCCAAGAGCCAAAAACAUAUCUAAAGGAUUUAAAUCAGAUUUGAAUAUCUGUUUUCUGUUUUGUGACCUAAUCAGCCCCUUUCUAUAGUGGUUGAAAAUGGUAAUACAUUACCAUAGUUACACUUACUAUGUAUUAAGUAGUUCUGGAUCAACGCAUGACCCUGAAAUAACUGUUUAGCUACAGUACAGUCAUGCAAGCCUGCAGACAUACUGUAUGUCUGUAAGUGUAUUCAGACUUAGCACAAGUGCUCAGUCAUGUACAAACUUGAAUUACAGGAUGUUGCAAACAAAAAUGCGCACUUGAAGUAGCACAGUUAAAAUAGACGAGUGUUUAUGUUUUUAGUGGAAUGCAGUCAGACCAGUAGUUAAGCAGCAUUUUCCUGCUGUAUCCGGUUAUGAGCUUUAAGUUACUUCAGCUACCCAGACAGUGUAGGACUACAGCAAAAAGAAAGAAAAAAAAACAGCAACGGAUGCACCAAUCUGUUACAACUAGUUACUCCAUUUAUGUGAUGCAAGUGUCAAUGCACUGUUGUUAAAAAUCGCACUGUUGUUAAAAAUCACAGUCUUUCUAAGUCUGUCUUAAUGCCAAGAUCUGAUAUCUCAGCAAUUAUUUAUAUGUAAAAUACAAAAAUGCUUUUAGCAAUCAUAGGCUCUUGUUUGUUAUCAUGUAAAAUACAUCUCUUUUAGAACUGAUGUUAAAUCUUUGCUUUGAGUUGCUGCUUAGAUAACUUUUAAACAACAGCUGUGAUGCUAUUUUACAUUUUUCCUGCUUUUACAGUAAAUCAAAGAUGUGAUUUUUAAUUAGUCAAAGAAUCUGUUUGAUUUGAAUUUUACUUUUUCUUCUCUUGUACUGUGUACAAUAUUGUCUUCGAUCAAGAGGUGCCUUAAACUUCAAUGAAAUUAUUUCCAAGUGAAUACAACAUAUUGUACAAAUGUUGUAGGGGAUAAUAUUUAUGUGAUCAUGAAAUAAAGUGGAUAGCAUUAA
Messenger RNA from Amphiprion ocellaris (clown anemonefish), 2904 nucleotides. RefSeq names its product patatin-like phospholipase domain containing 2 (gene pnpla2). Gene Ontology annotation, biological process: positive regulation of triglyceride catabolic process; triglyceride catabolic process; lipid homeostasis. Gene Ontology annotation, cellular component: cytoplasm; membrane; lipid droplet. The coding region runs from base 343 to 1878 and encodes 511 amino acids. The record is from RefSeq and is a predicted model, not a curated record. The transcript is spliced from 9 exons. Gene Ontology annotation, molecular function: triacylglycerol lipase activity. NCBI's taxonomy places the organism in Eukaryota, Metazoa, Chordata, Actinopteri, Pomacentridae.